GGAAUUUGGAGGAGAGACUCAAGCAAGAACUUGAAGCGGAAAUCAUGGAGGAGUCAGUGACCUUUGAGGAUGUGGCUGUGCACUUCACCACGGAGGAGUGGGCCAUGCUGGAUCCAUCCCAAAAGGAGCUCUACAAAGAUGUGCUGAAGGAAAUAUUGAGAAACAUGAUCUCUAUAGGAAACAUAAGGAAAUACCAAAAGAUUGAAAAUUCUGGCAUAAAGCUAAGAUGUCAACUGAUGGAGAAACUCCACGAGUGUAAGGAAGAUCAUGAGUGUGCAGAAAUUGUCAGCUUCUCUACAGAGGGCACUGUGGACCACACAUUUUAUCCAGGAGUACAUAUGUGUGGAAGAAAUGGGUGUGUAAAUGUAGUCAUCGGCUAUUUAGCUCUAAGUGUGCGGCUAAAACCUAGGCCAGGGCAGAAAAGAAAAGAAGUUCGGGAACAUGGAAAGGAGCUGAAUAAUAAUAAAGAGUCAGAGGACCCCUCCAGCUCUCCCCCAUCUUUGCAGAAGCAUAAAAGUGCUGUCACGGAAGAGAAAUCUAAUAAAAAUGAGCAGUCUAAUGAAGACGUAAGAAUCGGUCACACUCAGGAACGUACUCCUGAAGAAAAGCACCAUGAAUGUAAGCAGUGUGGGAAAACGUUUACUUCUCUCGGAUCCUUAAAGGGCCAUGAACAACAUUACCGUGCAAAGAAAUCCUUUGCAUGUAAGCAGUGUGGGAAAGCCUUCCCUUUUCCCAGUUCCCUACAAGUCCAUGAAAGGAUCCACACUGGCGAGAGGCCCUUCACGUGUAAGCAGUGUGGGAAAACCUUUGCUUAUUCCAGUUCUCUUCUAAGACAUGAAAAGAUUCACACUGGCUCGACUCCCCAUCAGUGUCAACUGUGUGGGAAAACCUUUACUCGUUUCAAUUCUCUUUUAAGGCAUAAAAUAAUCCACACCGGUGAGAAGCCCUAUGCAUGUAAUCAGUGUGGGAAAAGCUUUUCUCGCUCUGCUUCCCUUCAAAGACACAUGAGAAUCCACACCGGAGAGAAACCCUAUGUAUGUAAGCAGUGUGGGAAAGCCUUCAUUACUUCUACUUAUCUUCAAAUACACGAACGAACUCACACUGGGGAAAAACCCUCUGUAUGUAAGGAUUGUGGGGAUGCCUUCAUGCUUUGGAAUCAGUUUCGAAAACAUAAAGUAACCCACAGUGGUGUGAAUCCCCAUGUUUGUAAGCAGUGUGGGAAGACGUUCACUCGUCUCAGUUCCCUACAAAUCCAUGUAAGAAGUCACACUGGUGAGAAGCCCUGUGUGUGUAAGCAGUGCACAAAAGCCUUCGUGUCUUUGUAUCAGUUAAGAAGGCAUGAAGUAAGUCAUAGUGGUGUCAAACUCUAUGAGUGCAAACAGUGUGGGAAGGGGUUCUUCUGUUCGACUUCUUUUCGAAGUCAUGAAAAGAUACACAGCGGCGAUAACCCACAUGCGUGCUCACAAUGUGAGAAGGUUUUGAGUUCUGAGAGUACUUUGCGGAAACACAAAAGGAUUCACACUGGAGAGAGACCUCGUGUGUGUAAGCAGUGUGGGAAAGCCUUCACCCACUUAAGUUCUCUUCAGUACCAUGUGUUGAUGCACAGUGGUGAGAAACCCCAUGAGUGUAAGGGGUGUGGGAAAGGCUUUAGGUCUCUUAGUCACCUUAAAAACCAUGAAAGAACUCAACACUGAGCAGAGACCAUCUUCAUGUAAACGAUAUGGGAAAUCUGUUGCUUAAUACCUCUUAUGAAAACAGUCAUUCUCCGAGGUUUACAUCCCCAGCUUUGAAAGCAGUGCUUACACUU
Microtus oregoni (creeping vole) is the source of this 1807-nucleotide messenger RNA. Its product is annotated as zinc finger protein 791-like. Lineage: Eukaryota; Metazoa; Chordata; Mammalia; Rodentia; Cricetidae. Bases 45 to 1694 code for a protein of 549 amino acids. The record is from RefSeq and is a predicted model, not a curated record. Gene Ontology annotation, biological process: regulation of DNA-templated transcription. The transcript has 5 exons.